AUGGAAAAGGAAAGCGGUGAUAAGUAUACAAGCCGUGAUAUUCAGAACGAAAUCAUAAAAAUAAUGGCUCAUCAGCAGCAAAGGGAUCUUGUGAACGAUAUCGGUUCGAAUUUCUUUUCAAUUAUUGCCGAUGAAUACACUGUCAUAAGUAACAAGGAGCAACUAUCGAUUUGUCUUCGAUGGGUCGACGAAAAUCGUGACGCCCAUGAAGACUUUUUUGGUUUCUAUAAUGUUCCAAACAUUGAGUCCGAUACCAUUUUCUUGACAAUCAAGGAUGCUUUGAUUCGCUUACAGCUGUCACUGUCCCAAUGCAGAGGGCAGUACUACGAUGGUGCAAGCAAUAUGCUGGGCAAA
Messenger RNA from Porites evermanni, 354 nucleotides. NCBI's taxonomy places the organism in Eukaryota, Metazoa, Cnidaria, Anthozoa, Scleractinia, Poritidae. The record is from the annotation of a GenBank genome assembly.